Penicillium nucicola is the source of this 1638-nucleotide messenger RNA. Its product is annotated as proline permease PrnB. Gene Ontology annotation, molecular function: amino acid transmembrane transporter activity. NCBI's taxonomy places the organism in Eukaryota, Fungi, Ascomycota, Eurotiomycetes, Eurotiales, Aspergillaceae. Gene Ontology annotation, cellular component: membrane. Bases 1 to 1638 code for a protein of 545 amino acids. The record is from RefSeq and is a predicted model, not a curated record. The transcript is spliced from 2 exons. Gene Ontology annotation, biological process: amino acid transmembrane transport.
AUGGCAGGAAUGGAUAAUGUGACCCAUGUAUCCCAUGGGGAUAUUCAGCAUCACAUGAGCGACAAAGGCAAAACUGUUAGAACUCUUGUCGAAGCCGACCUUCUCGAUGAGCGCUACACAACAACCCAGCGCGGUCUGAAGAAUCGCCAUGUUCAGUUGAUGGCACUCGGAGGGACGAUAGGAACUGGUCUUUUUGUUGGUUCUGGCCAAGGGCUAGCCACAGGAGGUCCCGCGUCGCUUCUUCUGGGCUACCUCUUCAUCUCGGCCAUGGUUUAUGGCCUGGUCACGGCUAUUGCGGAAGUUGGUGCCUACUUACCAGUACACGGUGGUACAAUGAGUUACCACGGAUUCCGAUACGUAUCACGCAGCAUGGGAUUUGCCAUGGGAUAUCUAUACUGGUACUCUCUCGGCAUCCUGGUCCCUUAUGAGAUCACAGCAGCUGGGUUGGUGAUUGGAUAUUGGGAUCAGAGUGGUUCUAUCAGCAUUGCAGUUUGGAUCACGAUUAUGAUGGUGAUCAUUGUUGCUCUAAACUUCAUGCCCGUGCGAGUUUACGGCGAGUCCGAGUUCUGGUUCGCUGGCGUCAAAAUCAUCACUUUGAUUGGUCUAUUGAUGGUCUCUUUCAUUCUUUUCUGGGGUGGAGGCCCUAACCGUCAGCGACUGGGAUUUCAUUACUGGAAAGACCCGCGUCCCUUCAAUGAGUACCUUGUUACAGGAGAUGCCGGCCGAUUCGUGGGGCUGUUGAAGUGCACUGUGUCGAGCGCGAUUGCCUUCAUCUUCGCCCCCGAGCUGAUUGUGAUCAGCGGAGGUGAGAUGGAAAGCCCUCGACGGAAUGUGCCUCGAGCCGCCCGGCGGUACAUCUACCGAUUGGUAUUCUUCUACAUCUUUGGUGUCCUGGCAAUUGGCGUGAUCUGCCCAUCCAAUGCCUCUCGCCUGACCAAGAGCGAUGGAACAGUGAGCUCGUCACCUUUCGUGAUUGGAAUCAAGAAUGCUGGAAUCCCUGUGUUAGAUCAUAUCGUCAACGCUGCUGUAUUGACGUCUGCGUGGUCUGCCGGCAACUCUUUCCUGUACAUGUCCUCUCGAUCGCUGUAUUCCUUGGCCAUGUCUGGAAAUGCACCCAGUAUUUUCAAAUCCUGCAACCGAUGGGGAGUUCCUUACUAUGCGGUUGGAGUGUCGGCCUGCUUCUCGGGGUUGGCCUACCUUGCGCUGGGCGACUCCAGUUCAGUUGUCUUCAACUGGUUCGUGAACUUUACAAACACCUCCGGCUUUAUCUCUUGGAUUUGUUGCUGCAUCGUGUUCUUCCGGUUCCGCAAAGCCGUGGAAGCCCAAGGGAUCGAGCAACCGUACAAAUCACGGCUCCAGCCUUAUGGCGCGUAUUUCGGCCUGGCAGGUUCCAUACUCAUGUUGCUCAUCAAUGGCUUCACGGUUUUCUUUCCCUCUGAGUGGUCCGUCAGCAGUUUCUUCACCGCAUACAUCGGUAUUCCAGCUUUUGUUGUUCUCUAUGUUGGACACCGGAUUGUCUACUGGAGUGAUCCUUGGGCGUGGCGUCCGGAAGAGGUCGAUAUGCAUACUGGCCUAGACGAGAUUCUAGCGGCCGAGCUACCUGUACAGCCUCGAGGACCCUGGUGGAAGAUUUGGUAA